GGACGAGCUGAGGGCCGGGCCGCGGCCGUCACCUUCCGUGCCCCGCUGUAUCCCCGCGGGCCCCAUACAGCGCGGGGCGCCGCAGCUCUUGUUCCGUUUCCUUCCAGAGAGAGUAUAAAAGGGAAAGCGAAACUCCGCUUGAGGGAGUGCGAUGUUGGGGACAAGUUCUCCCAUCUGCCUCUGCGCAAGGCUUCGGUGCUGCUGCCGCUGCUGCUGCGGGACGGCGCGCUGUGCCUGCUGCUCACCGUGCGCUCCGUGCAGCUGAGAAGAUCACCUGGGGAGGUGUGUUUUCCAGGAGGCAAAAGGGAAGAAAUAGAUAAAGAUGAAAUUGAUACUGCUCUCCGAGAAGCCAAAGAAGAAGUGGGACUGCAGCCAGAGCAGGUGGAAGUCAUCUGUAGGCUUGUGCCUGGGAUUGAUAAAAUUAAUCAUUUGGUAACACCAGUUGUAGGAUUUAUAGAGGAUACGUUCCAGGCCUCUCCUAAUCCAGAUGAAGUGAGCGAAGUUUUUGUUGUGCCAUUGGAGUACUUUAUCAAGCCCUUAAAUUACAUGGCCUUGCCGUAUAAAAACUCAUCUGGUUACUUAAGCUGGAUGCACUGCUUUACAUAUGAUGACCACGAACAUAAAAAGUCAUUCAAAAUAUGGGGACUUACUGCACAUUUUGCUGUAUUUCUUGCUAUUGUAAUUUUUAGGACGAAACCCACCUUUGAAGUUCAUUAUGAUCUUGACAACUUAAUUACAUCUGCUGAGAAUGGUUUUAUGAACUUAUAUGCAUCCAUAAAUGAAAGAAAGAAGAGCAGUCUAUAACAAACUGGUCUGAUAAUCUCUGUUGAAGGAGGAAAAAGGUUUAGGCUUGUUUCUUUCUAUCCGUUACUUGAUUGAAUUUCACAUUUGCAUUCCUGCUGAAUUGGAAAACUUUUUUUAAUAAAACCAAGCUGUCAAACAUUAACUAGAUUCAUAAAUUUUACCUGUUUUUGAGUUAUUAAAAGCACGCAGUACUUUUUUUAUGAACUUAUCGUGCAGAUUUAGAAGAUCAGGUUCAAUUUCUGCCUUUGUUUUGUGUGAUUCGAGACUGACUUUCUGUGCCUUUCUUCCAUUUAAUGAAAAAAAACUUCUGAUUUUUGCUUGUUUGAAAUAGAACAUAAAAACUUUUUGGAAUCUGUCCACAUCUUACUAUAUGCCGUAUUGCAUAUCUUCAGAGCAUACACUAUUGUUUGCUAUCUUCAACCACUUGAAAAAACAUAAUAAAAAUAUAUAAGGUGGCAAGUGCUUUUACAAUUUAUUUUGUUUUGGUUGGGGCUGUGGAGGGAGGGAAAGAGGAGGUUUAAUGAGUUUUAUACCUCUUGCCCUAUUUAAUACUUCUUCCUGAAUUUCUCUAGGCCAUGGAAAGCUUAGUGUACGUGUAAUGGUACUGAACUCUGCUUCUCAGCAUCAUUAACAUCAUUCUAUCAGCUCCAACAGUCACUUUAAGGAGGGAGGAGUGUUAUUCAUCAUUCAUGAAAUCUUAUAAUGCUCAUCUGUGGUUGAAUCUGUACCAGUAGCCCUGGCAUUCUUUGCACAGUGAAUCCUUAUUGACUUGCUGCUAGUGAACUAGAAGCUUAUAGAGGUCACAACAUUGUUGGCAAAGGGUUAGUUUUUUAAAAGUUGACAGAAUUUGUCUGCAUUUGAGAUGCAGCUGGGAAGUUAACAGGUCGCCAGUCUAUAAACUGCAGAUCUUUGAGCAGUGGGGAUGAAACUCCUGGAGAAGUUGUGGUUGGGUUUUAAAAGAACAGUUUUUAUUUGUCACUGUUAAACACCUGUGAAAUUAUUGAAGCAUUUGUAAAAAUCAGUGCAACUUUAAGCACUUAAUCAUAUUUGUAUGAGUUUCUCUCAGUUCUAGUGUACAUAGGAACAGAAGCUAAUUAAAAUGAGAACAUUGUUAACUAAAAUAGGGCAAGCCAAUUGGACCUUUAAUUAGUAGAGAGGUACUGUGAGCCAUAAUUACUAAAUUAGCAUCCUUCUCUCAGCAGAAUUAUUUUCUUUCAUUCCUUAAUGGAAUCGGCUGUGGAAAUUGUACAAAUAGUACAGAUUCAAACUGCAGUUUGUUUAUUUGUCUUUUCUUAAAUAUUAAUGUGUGGAAUGGUAAGAACAAGAACAACAGUUACACUGUUACUCCUGUAGAUACUGAGUCAAAACAACCAUUUGAACUAAUAAAAAAUAGGAUUCAUAGAGGUCCACACAACCCAAAGUCCUUGAGUGAUCUGCUCUAAAGCCACUAGAACUUAAUGCUUUACAUUCUACGUAAUUUUACUGACGUUAAUUUUGAAAUUUGGGAAGUUUCUUUAACUAAAAAAAUUCUCCAGACAACCAUCUGGCAUCUGAGUGCCCAAACACCCCCUUUGAGCACAAAAACAAUAGAAGAAAACAAUUGCCUGCACUACAGCUGCAAGUUUCACAGUAACUAAUGAGAGAUUGUUUCUUUGGGCAGUCUUUAGAUAAAACUGCCACAGUUCUUCAGGCAGAAAUGAGAGGAAGAUUCCAUCCUGCAGCUCUCAUACCUAAUGAGUGUCCUGUUCAUACUCAAUUUCCUGUCUUCAAGAGGGAGGGAGUGUGCCUCAAGCUGAGCAUCAUGAAGUCUGGUUUUUCCCUGACUGAUGCUGCCUGUGUUCAAGAAAUGAAAGCAUGUUUCCCUCAUCAUGGGUAAGUGCUCUGUUGAGUUGAACAGCGCAUCAAAAGGGAGCUUACAGCUGUUCUGCACUUUGUGAGGUAGAGUAUGACUAUACAUUAUGUGACAUCAAACUUGUAAAGUGGUUUCCUGGGAGUGAUGGAUCUUUGCUUGGUGCUGCAGGGAUGUGUAAACUGAAAACAAUGUGGCAAAUACGUUGUUCUGAGAAUUUCCUAUUAGAAUGCACUCUGCUCUUUGAAUUAGUUCACAGCCUCUGUCAAAUAAUUCUGCAUUGUAUUGGAAACAAAAUUUUAAGCAUCUAAUGCAUUGUAUUGUAAAUAAAAUUUUAAGCAUCUAAAAAAGAGCCUGCUUUUUGUUCCAUGGAGCAAAUGCCUUGCAGUUUAACACUGAAUGUUACAGUGCCUAAGUUCUCUUUAAAGUCUGUCUUUAGAGUCAUGUAAUAAAGUCCUUACCAAGAA
Messenger RNA from Meleagris gallopavo (turkey), 3120 nucleotides. It is a transcript of the gene NUDT7, whose product is annotated as nudix hydrolase 7. Gene Ontology annotation, biological process: coenzyme A catabolic process; nucleoside diphosphate metabolic process. The record is from RefSeq and is a predicted model, not a curated record. NCBI's taxonomy places the organism in Eukaryota, Metazoa, Chordata, Aves, Galliformes, Phasianidae. Gene Ontology annotation, molecular function: magnesium ion binding; coenzyme A diphosphatase activity; manganese ion binding.